Entelurus aequoreus (snake pipefish) is the source of this 1167-nucleotide messenger RNA. It is a transcript of the gene fahd2a, whose product is annotated as fumarylacetoacetate hydrolase domain containing 2A. The transcript has 8 exons. The record is from RefSeq and is a predicted model, not a curated record. Lineage: Eukaryota; Metazoa; Chordata; Actinopteri; Syngnathiformes; Syngnathidae. Bases 114 to 1076 code for a protein of 320 amino acids. Gene Ontology annotation, molecular function: hydro-lyase activity.
CAGAGGUGAGUACUUCAGAGUACUAACAUACACAGAAACGGUACAAAGGGCAGUACAUGGGUAAAUAAUUAUUUUUUACCGCAGUUAAUAUUCUACGAACCUUCGGGCUUCAGAUGCGAGUUCCCUCCUUGCACAUCCUCCGUUUAUUCUCUCCCAGACACACGGUCCAGCCACAGAAACGGAGCUUGUGUGACACACCCAUGCGUCUGGUCCAGUUUUAUCGCCAUGGUGAUGGAGGGAAAGACGGAGUCAGAGUUGGGGUGGAGCAGGAUGAAGGGUUUAGCGUGGUGGACCUGAGGGCGUUUGACCCCUCCAUGCCCUCUACGAUAAAAGAGCUGCUGGAGCUCGGAGACAAAGGUCUGGAGUGUGCGCGGAGGGCACUGUCAUCUGGUCAGGGUGUGCUGAAGCGUUCAGACGUCAGGCUGGUUUCUCCCAUCUUAGCCCCAGAGAAGGUGGUGUGUGUGGGUAUGAACUACCGCGACCACUGCCUGGAGCAGAACGCCCCCAUCCCCAAAGAGCCCAUCAUCUUCAGCAAGUUUCCCAAUGCCAUCACAGGACCGUACGACGAUAUUGUUCUACCCUCUGAGAGCCAGGAGGUGGACUGGGAGGUGGAGCUGGCUUUUGUGAUUGGGCAACGAGGAAAGCACAUUAAGGAGGAGGAGGCCCUCUCUUAUGUGGCGGGGUUCAUGGUGGCCAAUGACGUCAGCGCACGCGACUGGCAGAUGAAGCGCAACGGAAAGCAGUGGCUGCUGGGAAAAACCUUUGAAAGCUUCUGUCCCCUCGGCCCUGCGUUAGUAACCACUGAUGCUGUGCGAGACCCUCACAACUUGGGCAUUCGCUGCCUGGUAAAUGGAGACGAGGUCCAGAGCAGCAACACUGACCAGAUGAUCUUCAAGACCGAAGCGCUGAUUGCCUGGGUGUCAAAGUUUGUGACUUUAACUCCUGGUGACGUGUUCCUGACAGGCACCCCUCCUGGUGUGGGUGUUUUCAGAAAGCCGCCCGUCUUCCUCAAGAAAGGCGAUGUGGUGGAGUGCCAAAUAGACCAGCUAGGCUCCAUCAUCAACAAAGUCAUCUAAACCUCUGCCAAGCCUUAUCAACAUUACCAGUUGCACUUUUCAUCCAGAAAUAAAACAUUAUAAUUUAUGGACCAUAUCUUGAUUGUCUGUA